Molecule: messenger RNA, 354 nt
Organism: Cooperia oncophora
Lineage: Eukaryota; Metazoa; Nematoda; Chromadorea; Rhabditida; Trichostrongylidae
Source: the annotation of a GenBank genome assembly
AUGCCGUGCACCAGCACGACUACUGCUGCACCCACUUCUGUGACAGUGCCCUGCGGUACUAAAGGAAAAGAAACUCAAGAAACAGUGCAGGAGACGGAACAGGCGACAUCUGCGAUGCCCACAAUGGGAUCAACAACCAUGGCGGAAGAAAUCGAAGAAUCGACAGCGGAGCCAUCAAUCACCGCCAUUGCGACAGAAAUCGUUACUGAAUCGGAAACAACCCUUCUAACGAAGACUUCUUCCACCAGCACACCGCUUGCUGGCUUUCGAGAGUCGGUCUCUGAGCUGGACAAGCCAGACCUAUCGCGGAUUUACCGCAGGCUGUUCCCGUAUCUGAAUUCCGAUCGUCACUGA